Cercocebus atys (sooty mangabey) is the source of this 9077-nucleotide messenger RNA. RefSeq names its product cadherin 7, type 2 (gene CDH7). Gene Ontology annotation, biological process: multicellular organism development; adherens junction organization; homophilic cell-cell adhesion. Gene Ontology annotation, molecular function: calcium ion binding; cadherin binding. Gene Ontology annotation, cellular component: catenin complex; adherens junction; plasma membrane. The transcript has 12 exons. Bases 2515 to 4872 code for a protein of 785 amino acids. Lineage: Eukaryota; Metazoa; Chordata; Mammalia; Primates; Cercopithecidae. The record is from RefSeq and is a predicted model, not a curated record.
AAUUUUGUAAGUAAGACAUUAUGGCUUGCAUUUGCAGUUCAAGGAAUCUUAAACAACUGGCAGUGCCUUGGUUGGCAGUGCCUUGGGAUUCAUCUACUACAGUUUUUUGUUGUUGUUGUUUGUUUUUUGUGUGUGUGUUUCUCAGAAAACUGGGUCUUCUAAUCAAACCGGAAAUCGUGAGAAAAAGAAAGGAGAGGAGAAAGGACCUAAUAGAAUAUGUGUUGACCCUAAAUUUGACAACAGCUUAAGCCCGGUGAACUCUUAUUUGCUGUUCUUGAUGCUGGGCUUCCUCCUCAGAAUAAAAUAGAAACAUCUUUCAGAGGCUGGAAGACUUAGAAAGAUCUAUUCCAUGUCCAUUACUACAACAUAAUCCAACUCCAUUCUCCUCCCCGUCUGCAGUACAUACAUCCAACCCCUUCCUGCCACAGACAUUCCCCUUGUUUAUUCUGCCUAGAUCAUUCUUCCCUCAGAGCUGUACAACGCUGACUCAUUGUCAUCAUUAUGUCUCAGUCUAUGUGCCAUCUCCUCAGAAAGAGACCAUCCCCAGCCUCCUUAGAUAAAAGGCGUCCCUUGGUUACUGUCUGUAUUAUUCCCAGUUCUUACCCUUGCUCUAGGUUGUGCCUUUUGGUCAAGAAGAAUCUAGGCCUCCCUCUAAGACCAACAGCUGUUAAUGUGGGAACCAGGGCUAGAAUUUUGGUUAAGUGAAAUUACUUCACCUGUUUUGGAUUCUGUAGAGGUUAUUGUUUGAGGAAAUUUUUUAAAAAAGGAAGGCACGUAGAAUGGUUUAAGAAGAAAGCAUGCAUUUGGAAUCAAUAUUUAUGUGUAGUCGUAAGAAGAGAAAAAAUAUGAAAACUUAAGGAAAAAUACAUUUUUCUUAAAGGGCCUCAAAAUAUUUUCCUUUUCUAUGCAAUGUCCUUUGAUCAAAACAAGCCAGUAGAUGAAGACAGCGCAGUUUCUGAUUCCCAACCACAACAUGACCUCCUAUAGAUAAACAACCCAGGCAAUCCAUGAGCAGUUUAAAAAUAGCUUGACAUGGUCAGAUUUGUGAUAAAUGCUAGAUGGGAAACAAACACUUCUUUAUUCAAGAAAUGCUUACUAUGGGCCAACAUGUGCUGUGUCUUGCUGAUAUUGAAUAUUAAUUACUGCCCUCCUGAAGCUUUUAGUUCAGAACAGUUAUAAGAAAAAGUCUCAUCCCAGAAGUCAGUUCAUGGGCAAAACAAGGCAAAUAUAUGUAACGUUACCAGAAAAAUCUAAAGUUGAUCUAAAGAUUGUACUACAUGAGCCAGAAUAAUUGAGCAUUUUAACACAGAAAAGCAUUUCAAAGAGCUCAAAGAUGAAGCCAAGGUUUGAUAUCUGGGUACCAGGUGAACGAUAGUGCCCCUGAUAGAAAAGAACAUACAGGGGAAAUUCAAGCUAAUAUCUAAGAAAAGAUACGGAGGUCUUUUCUAAGCAUCUUGAAUUUGGGUAAUGGCUGACAGCUGAGGGGAAAUGGACCAUGAAAUGGUCAUCCAAGCAGCCCUGGAUCAGGGGAGUUUUGGGGUUGUAGUUAGAACUUUUAAAAUGCAUAAUGUUAAGUAAGCAACAUAGGAUGGUAUCUGGAACUUAACAGGAGUCCAAAAUUGCUGUUAGAAUUAUUAGCAUAGAAUUUGGUUUUAAACAUUGACUAAAUUGAAUGGGCGAGCUGGGGGAGGCAUGGUGCCAGUUAAAUGACCAGGAGAGGCUGGACUGGGGACAGAAAAGUGUGCUUGACUGCACAGGAAAUCAGAGAUAAUAGCACGGACAAGUACAAGCCCAUGUAACUGGUAUUCGAAGAAUUACUGCUAAGGUUAAGUAAGAGUAAGUGCGUAACAGAAAGAGGACACUUCCCAUUGGUAGAGUGAGAAAAAUGAAACGAACGUAGUUGGAAAUGAUCUCUUCCCCCUCCUCACCCCUAUGACAGAACACCCAGUCAUCAGAUUAAAACGAGCACCAGAGCAGGGGAAAACAAAGCGUGCUCAACUCCAGGGACUGCACCGUGCUCUAAAGAAAAGACCAGAUCCCCUUCCUUCCUUUUUUCCUUCCUUCCACACCUUGCAAGGGUCCUCUGCCCCGCCCUGCGAGUAAAUCAUACACUUUGGAAGUUUUGCAUUAGAGAGCCCAGCUGGAGAGAAAAUUGUCUGCAAGAAAAAAAAAAAAAAAAAAAAAUAGAACUAGGGCAGUCCGAGGAGAUUGAAAGGGCAAAACUAUCAAGCAAGAAAACUGUAAGUUCUGAUUAGUUUUAUGACUUUGCCUUCAUGCCUCAGGAGCUCAAUUGAUCACGGCUUUCACGACAGGCUAAGGUACUUAUUACACCAUUCUUUGGCGAAGGCUAUUCAGCAGUGGUGACCUCUUCCAAUCCAACACUCUACAAAUUAUUAUCUCUGGACUCCCAGCUGACACCCUGCCGGAAGCAAGAGCUACUAAGCCAACUGGAACUGUGCCUUUUCUCUUGUCAAGGUUUUUUUCUUACACAGGAAAAAGAAAGAAAAAAAAAAGAUGAAGUUGGGCAAAGUGGAGUUCUGCCAUUUUCUGCAGCUAAUAGCUCUUUUCCUGUGUUUUUCUGGGAUGAGUCAAGCGGAACUCACAAGGUCCAGAUCAAAGCCCUAUUUCCAAUCAGGGAGGUCCCGGACCAAGCGCAGCUGGGUGUGGAAUCAGUUCUUUGUGCUGGAGGAAUACAUGGGUUCAGACCCCCUCUAUGUAGGAAAGCUUCACUCUGAUGUUGAUAAAGGAGAUGGUUCCAUCAAAUACAUCUUGUCAGGCGAAGGGGCAAGUUCCAUUUUCAUUAUUGAUGAGAACACUGGGGAUAUUCAUGCCACCAAGAGACUGGAUCGCGAGGAGCAGGCCUACUACACGCUCCGAGCUCAAGCUCUGGACAGGCUCACCAACAAACCCGUGGAGCCCGAGUCGGAGUUUGUCAUCAAAAUUCAGGAUAUCAACGACAACGAACCCAAAUUUUUGGAUGGCCCAUACACGGCAGGAGUUCCAGAAAUGUCUCCUGUGGGGACCUCAGUGGUACAAGUGACAGCGACAGAUGCUGAUGAUCCUACGUAUGGCAACAGUGCCAGAGUGGUCUACAGUAUUCUGCAAGGACAGCCAUACUUCUCAGUGGAGCCAAAGACAGGAGUCAUCAAGACUGCCCUUCCAAACAUGGAUAGAGAGGCUAAAGACCAGUAUUUGCUUGUUAUUCAGGCAAAGGAUAUGGUUGGUCAAAAUGGAGGACUGUCAGGAACUACAUCAGUCACUGUGACCCUAACGGACGUCAACGAUAACCCACCUCGCUUUCCUCGAAGGUCUUAUCAAUAUAACGUCCCAGAGUCAUUACCUGUAGCCUCAGUUGUGGCCAGAAUUAAAGCUGCCGAUGCAGAUAUUGGAGCUAAUGCUGAAAUGGAGUACAGAAUUGUGGAUGGUGAUGGAUUGGGCAUUUUUAAGAUUUCUGUUGACAAAGAAACACAGGAAGGAAUCAUUACUAUACAGAAGGAACUGGAUUUUGAAGCCAAAACAAGUUACACACUACGGAUAGAAGCUGCAAAUAAAGAUGCCGACCCCCGCUUUCUAAGCUUGGGUCCAUUCAGCGACACAACAACCGUGAAGAUAAUUGUGGAAGAUGUGGAUGAGCCCCCUGUGUUCUCUUCACCCUUGUACCCUAUGGAGGUGUCAGAAGCUACCCAGGUUGGGAAUAUCAUUGGCACUGUAGCAGCUCAUGACCCAGAUUCUUCCAAUAGCCCUGUGAGGUACUCAAUUGACAGAAACACAGACUUGGAGAGAUACUUCAAUAUUGAUGCCAACAGUGGGGUCAUCACAACUGCCAAGUCUUUGGAUCGAGAGACAAAUGCUGUUCACAAUAUCACAGUACUUGCAAUGGAGAGCCAGAAUCCAUCUCAAGUAGGAAGAGGCUAUGUGGCCAUCACUAUUCUUGACAUCAAUGAUAACGCCCCUGAAUUUGCCAUGGACUAUGAGACCACCGUCUGUGAAAAUGCCCAGCCAGGGCAGGUUAUCCAGAAAAUCAGUGCUGUGGAUAAAGAUGAGCCAUCCAAUGGACAUCAGUUUUACUUCAGCUUAACAACGGAUGCAACAAAUAACCACAACUUUUCAUUGAAAGAUAACAAAGACAAUACAGCCUCAAUAUUGACCAGGAGAAAUGGCUUCCGGAGACAGGAACAAUCGGUUUACUAUCUGCCAAUUUUCAUUGUGGACAGUGGAUCUCCUUCACUUAGCAGCACCAACACCCUCACCAUCCGCGUGUGUGACUGUGAUGCCGACGGCGUAGCCCAGACCUGCAAUGCAGAGGCCUAUGUCUUACCUGCUGGCCUCAGUACAGGAGCCCUGAUAGCAAUACUCGCCUGUGUCUUGACAUUAUUGGUGUUGAUCCUCCUCAUCGUCACCAUGAGAAGACGGAAAAAAGAGCCCCUUAUUUUUGACGAAGAAAGAGACAUCAGAGAAAAUAUUGUGAGAUACGAUGACGAGGGCGGGGGAGAGGAGGACACGGAAGCCUUUGACAUGGCUGCACUGAGAAACCUCAACGUCAUCCGAGACACCAAGACCCGGAGGGAUGUGACUCCAGAAAUUCAGUUCCUGAGUCGACCAGCUUUUAAAAGCAUCCCAGAUAAUGUCAUCUUUAGGGAAUUUAUUUGGGAAAGAUUAAAAGAAGCCGAUGUUGAUCCUGGUGCUCCUCCUUAUGACUCCCUGCAGACAUAUGCUUUCGAAGGAAAUGGCUCAGUUGCUGAGUCACUCAGCUCUUUAGAUUCCAUCAGCUCAAACUCUGAUCAGAACUAUGACUACCUAAGUGACUGGGGACCUCGCUUUAAGCGACUCGCGGACAUGUAUGGGACUGGCCAAGAGAGUUUGUACUCAUAGCCUUGGAACCUUAAUUUGAAAUGUACUGAAGAAAAAGUAACAGCAAAAAAUAAAAUGAAAUGAAAUAAAAUAAACCACUACAUACAGAAAACAAGAACUCCACUUGCUGGAGAGAGAUGGUUGUAAAUAUUUCUCCAUUUUUAAUUGUUUAGGUUUCUGCCUUGGUGAGGCAUAUCUUCAUUAGACUUAUCUAAGGGACUGCACUGACCACAGACUCUGAGCGUUUGAAGGUUUUUUGAUAAAAAGAAAUGCUCAGUGGUUUGUGAAUAGAUAGCAACUCUCAUCUACCUGCAAAGGCACCAAACCUCUAUGAGAAAGUAGUGCCCUGUGUUGUCAGUGAGUCAAAGAUGCCCUGUACAUACCUUCAUGGUACUGUCGUUGAGAGGAAGAGAACAUGAUGAGCUAUUGAAAAACCCUGGAACUUCUUGCAUAUCAAAACUUGGGACAAAUUUAAUUUACAGAGAUGCUUAGAGCUUACUAUAUUAUUGAAUCCAACAGAAUUAUGUUGCUCUUGACUAACAGAAAUAUUUUAUUUAGCAAUAUAUAAAUUCUCAGAAAUUCCUUCCUAACUGAAAACCCUGCCACAAAAGCCAGUAAAAUUUAGUUUAAGGCAAUAUAAACCAUUGUUUAUCCAAUAAAUUAUGAAGUGUUCCAAAUAAGAAAAAGGUAAAUAAUUUUUAAAGUUUGUGAUAGUUUUGAGAUGCUUGUGUAGGUAUGAUAAAAAAAAAAGUUGCUGUCUAUUCAUUGAUUUUUAUUCUCUCUUCUGAUUCGUACAGGAGAAUAUCUUUUCUUUUUUAUUUGACACAUGGUGUUGUAUUUAUUUUGGAGCUCCAAUCUCCACUAAAUUCAGGUCCAUCAUACUGCCUCAUAGUAUUAAACUCAUCAGAACAUGCUGAUUUUUCUCCAGCCCGAGCUACAUGAAGGAAAUGAAGCAUGGAAAUGGAGAAAUAAUAGUAAAGCAAUUGAGCCCUGUUGCAGUUCACAUCUCAAGGAGGAGCACAGCUACAAGGACAUAUAAAUUGUUCUUCUGAGCCAUUAGAAUGUCAAAACAUUGGAAUAAAAUAUUUGUAUUUUAGAAAGACUUCAGAGCGAAUUGAGAUUUUCUUUGAUGCAAGAAUUAUUUUUCAAGGUCAUGAGUUCUACAUGCUCCAAAGACUUUCAAGAACCCAACCUUUCUUGCUGCAAACAUAUUGAGUAAAAUACUGAUUUCUUAAAAAUCUUAAACAAUAUAAUGUUAUAAAGAUUAAAAUCCAUCUUCAAAUUCUGAUGCAAAUAUGUCCCUCAAUAAUUAACCAAGCAAUGUAUGAUUUCUAUGUGGUUUAGAUUUGUCAAAGGAAGGAAGGCAAUUGCAAGUCAUCAUGUGUUUAAGUCUGAGAUGAGCUUCUUAGAGUAUGACUUUCAUGACCAAAAUGAUAUUUCUACCUAUUAUUUUUCCUAGGUUAAUACUAGUCUAAUGUGCAUAUAUAUUCAAGUAAGAAUGGAUUUAUUUUUUUCCUUCCUUUCUCUUUUGAAAAUAAUUCAUUGUUGGGUUCCUAAUACAUUUACAGAUAGUAAACAUUGUAUAGAGAAUCAUGUUCUAAAAGUGCUUUUUGAAAGGCAGACAGUGAAAUUAGAAUAUUAAUAUGUUAAUUACACAAAGAAGAACUACGUAGGAUUCUGUAAACUUGCAGCCCAACUUUAGAAAUGAAGUAUGUAAAAGUGAUCUUCAGCUUCAUAAAAAUAGAUAAUCCAAUAAAUUUGAUUACCUGCACACAGUUCUUUAAUUUGAAUAAAGUUUUGUAAACAUUGUUUUAUAACUAUAUAGAUAUGCUUCUUGCUGUAUUAAUAUGCAUAUUUAAAAAAUUUUAAGAGUGAAAUAUACUGUUCAUAACUUUUAAUCACACAUGCAAGUUUUUCAAAUUAAGAAAAAAAAAAAACAGUGUAUUUGACCAGUUUAAUAAAAUCAGAAUGUGGUGCAGGAAUUACAUAGAUGUUAAAUCAGCAAGGUGCUGAGAAUACAGUUUGUAAUAAUCCCGUUGUUGUCUGCAAGAAGAUGAAAUAGUUUAGUACAUUUGGAUUAUGGUGUCAAAACUGCUGAUUGUUGCACAUAUCACUAAACAGAAGUAUGGAUGUAUUUUAGAAAAGGAACACAUAUCAUUCACCCUUCUUUUUCUGCUUUUAAUAUGUGUGUUUUUUCUCAUUAAUUUUUUCAAAUGUUUACUAGUGAUAGAUUGGAAAAAGGUUCACAUUUAAAUAAUAAUUUAAAAUUAUUGCAUAUACCCAAUUGCUAUUUAUAUGCAGAUGAUUAUAUCAGUGCAGUAUUAAAUUUGAUUCAGUGUCUUUUUUUAAUUUAAAAAAAUUUCUUAAGAUGGCUGGAAGAAUGUUCCUAAAAUAGGUAGUAUUUACAUGAAGUCGUCUAAGCUUAAUUGUAAGAGUAGUAAAUGUUCUGCUGUUGCUUAUUUUAGUUUUCUUUUUUAUUCUGAAAACUAAUGCUAUAUAUGAUGACUGACAAUACUUGAGAUAUAUGCUUUGUUUCAAAAACAGAGAUUGAAGAGUUGAUUGAUAAAAUUAAUAUUAAAUCUAUUCGGAAAAUUCUCCAAAAAUCAUUUAAAUAAAUAUAUAUUAUCAAGUUGCUUAAAUUCAGUGUUAUACUGAAAUCAACUAGAAUGAGCUCACAAGAACUAAUUAUGCAUAUCUCUUCCCAACUCCAGGUACAGUGAUAUCAUUUUGGUAUGUUGAUGUCAGCCUUGGUGGGAUUAUUUCGACCACAACAGUAAUUAGCAAACACUACCCUUUUCUCUAGAGAACAAGUUGUUAAACAUUUACCAGCACUCUACUGCUUAAAUUAUUUUAUAAAAGGACAUGUGAUAAUUGUAAAUAUGUUAUGAAUUUAUAUGAUUAAAAUAAUGACAUGAAAGGAAUUUAUGCUAUAUUUUACUACUAAAUAUCAAUGCAUAUGGUAGUGAUUUCCUGACGUGAAAUCCUUGGAGCUACUUGUAGACAGGGAGAGGAUUCACUUCUUUAUGGAAAACAAUGGCUAAAUUUUAAGUAGAGAUAAUAGUUCAGGAAGUCAAUAUAUUUAAAUAUUUUCUGCUUGUCCAGAUAGGAGCAUCAAUAGAAACUCAGGGUGUGCCAAAUUAUGCCCAUUUUGAACAUUUUAAUUUAUUGAAAAAUCAGAUGCAUUUUACUUGUUACUGUCUAUGUCAAGGAAAUACACUCAAGCCCUUAAUCUGAAUUGUCACCAUUGCAUUAUUUAAAAUCAACAUAAAAAUAUAAAAAUCAAAUCAUAAGAAAAUGGAUUUCUGGAGGUCAAACCUAAAUUAUCAAUCUCAAUUCACAAAUUAGUCUCUCAAAGAAAUAUUCCUAGAUCAGUCAGCUAAAGGAACAGAAUCAAGAAAAAAUUAGGUAGUAAUUUACAGGCAAUAAGUAGAUUUUUCUACAAGCAAUCACCAGAUCGGGGAUCUGGUAAAUAUCUUGAUUUGCCAGGAAGCUUCGCUUAUGACUACAAUUGAGAUUAGUUGUCUACAAGAUACAUGCAGGAGGUAGUAGUAGUUAAGUGAUGGUAGCUGCCUUUUCACUCUGCCCUCUGAGGAUGUUUUAAAUUAUUUUAUCUUGAUGCACAAUUACAUUUACUACAUUGGAUGAUAAACAGACAUAGGCAAUUAUUUUCAUGUCAACGGCACAGUUACACAAUGUAGGAAUGAUAUUUGUGAUAUGACCCAUAUGCCCAAGAAAUGCAAAUGCAAAUAGUGUUAGCAUUUAUAUUGAAAUAUAAAAUCUAAAGGAGCUUAAAAUAAACUAAGCUAAACACACUGCAAGAAGCUAAAUGAUUUAGUUUAAAUAUGUUAAAGUUUUAAAGCACUAGCUGUAAAUAUUAAUCUUCCGAUUUUCAAUUUAACAUAUAUUCACUUACAAACUGUUCUAAUAAUAACCCUAAUUAUUUUCCAAGUCACCAUUUAAAGUUUUAUUUACAGUUGACCUAAUCAAAUUAAAGUUGAUGAAAGCUUCAACUUACUUUUUAACUCUUUCUGGUCAACGAUGCCUGGAGGCAGGUGAAAUAUAUAUGACAACUAAUAGAUAAACCAAUUUAUUUUAUGUUAGUGUAUGUUUAUUUUUAAAUUACGAAUAAUGUAUAUUGUGUGUAUAUAUGAUGGUGUAUCAAAGUUGGCAAUGAAAGGUAAUACAAUCGUGUUAGUUGGCUGGAUAUAAUAAAGAACAAGAAAGGA